GGCGGGGGGAACCGGGCGGUGGGGCCGCCUCGGGGCGGGAGCCCGCAGACGGGAACGAGGGGUCAGCGUCGCACCCCGCGGGCACCCGCCGGCACGGGCUGCGGGCGGGUCCUGGCGGGCGUAAGGUCGGACACCGCCGAGCUCUGCCGCCGUCUCUCUCCUCGGCCGGGGCGCGGACCGCCGCUCCCGGGGUCGGUGCACCGGCAAACAGGCCUGGGGUUGCCGGUUUGCGGAGAACGUCUUCACUUGUAAGGAGUAGAGGCUCCCGGUGCCGGUAACCGGCAAGGUAAGAGGGGCCGGGACAGCACGGCAGGGCGAGCGGGCGGGAGCUGGUUUUUCCCUCCGUCCUCCGGUGCUGCCAGGGGUUUGGCGGCAGCCGAUAACCGAGCCGGUGUAGCUGCGGUGGGAGAUAAGCCUGAGCGUGGAACGGUUCGAAAUUGGGCAUCUGAAGACCAACUGGGAGCUGCAGAUGGGACCCGUGCUUGGGCAGAUGGCCCGGAGGGUGCAGAGUGGUCCAGGAAUUUUCCCUUAUGGCACAACGGAGGGAUGGAGCUGUGCUCCACAGAGCUGGGAUGCCAUUGGAUGGGGAAGGUGUUGCCGGGAAUUGGCAGAGCCCUGAGCACUGGGUAUUGUCGCCUCUGCCACGGGAAGUUCUCCUCCAGGAGCCUGCGCAAUGCUUUUGGGAAGGUGCCGGUGAUGGGAGAGAACUCGGAGAAGCAGCACUGCGUGGAUCAGGUCUUCUUCACUGACUUCCAGCGGCUGGUCGGCGUGGCGGUGCGGCAGGACCCCAUGCUCCCCCAGUUUGUCUGCAAGAAGUGCCAUGCCCAGUUCUACAAAUGCCACAGCAUCCUCAGGACCUUCAUCCAGAGGGUGAACACAUCUCCCACAGGUCACACAAAGUCCAAAGGAAAGAGCAGCAUGGCCCAGGCCCAGCUGGGCACGGAAGGAAGUGCCUCCUGCCUGGCAGUUGACCUGAUCACAUCCAGCCUGCAGUGCCUGCACAACCUGGUGUCAUGGACGCACAGGCACGCCGAGAGCUGCACAUCGGCGCCCAGCCUGCAGAGCGUGCUCUCCUCUGAGUACUGCAGCAUCAUCCGCGCCAUCUGGGGCUGCAGCAAUGGCCAUGACUACAUCAUGGACACGGAUUCGGACUGUAGCACGGUGCUUGUCGACAGCGCCUUGUCUGUCAAACAGGACUGGAACAAGAGCACAGCACAGCACUUAACUGACAAUGGGGCAGAGGCAGACAAUGCCAAGGCUGUUUCUGCUCCCAAACCCCAGCAUGCUCCAGUAAGGACAACUCCUUGCCAGCAGCCUGCAAACAAGGGGAACACAUCAGUGCCACUGAACACGAAGAAUGAGCCACUGCAGAACAGGGAUUCAUCUCACUCACAACUGGACAGCAUGGUCUCCUUGCAGGAGGCAGCCCUGCCCCAGCCUGUGUCACCACUGAGCAGUGCCACAGGACAGUUGAGUGGGAAGCAGGUUCUGUCCACAACAUUGGAUGAGCGGGUAAAAGACGAGUUCAGUGACCUUUCUGAGGGGGACUUCUUGAGCGAUGAUGAAAACGAGAAGAGAAAUGUGCAAUCUUCAGAUGACUCCUUUGAGCCUUACCCCGAGAAGAAGAUUUCUAGCAAGAAAAGCAACAUCAAAGAAGUAAAGAAGGCAGAAGAGCCCAAAACAAGGAAGAAGCCAGGGCCUAAGCCGGGCUGGAAAAAAAAGAUCAAGUGUGAGAGGGCUCUGCUUCAUAGGGAGGAGCUGCCAACCAUUUACAAGUGUCCUUACCAGGGCUGCACAGCUGUCUACAGGGGGGCCGACGGCAUGAAGAAACACAUCAAAGAGCAUCAUGAAGAGGUACGGGAGAGGCCCUGUCCUCAUCCUGGCUGCAACAAGGUGUUCAUGAUUGACCGGUACCUACAGCGGCACGUGAAGCUCAUUCAUACAGAGGUACGUAAUUAUAUCUGUGAUGAAUGUGGGCAGACCUUUAAGCAACGCAAACACCUCUCAGUCCAUCAGAUGCGGCACUCGGGAGCAAAGCCCCUUCAGUGUGAGAUCUGUGGUUUCCAGUGCAGGCAGCGAGCUUCGCUCAAGUACCACAUGACCAAACACAAAGCUGAGACAGAGCUGGAGUUUGCCUGUGACCAGUGUGGGAAACGCUUUGAGAAGGCCCAUAACCUUAACGUCCACAUGUCCAUGGUGCACCCUCUGAUCCAGAUUCGAGACAAAGCCAAGCCACUGGAGCCAGAGCCCAUUCUCCUCCUAAAUACUUCAGGGACUUCAGAAAGCCAGGUGGUAAAGCCAGAAGUGACUGCACAGCAGGAGCCCACCUGAGGGGGAUGGGGAAGCUUUCCCAGUCCAGCCCUGUAGAAACCAUAUGGCAGAGUAGAGACUUUUAAUCUAUGUUUUAGUCUCCCAAAGAACUCAGUGGAAUUAGCUUCAGCUUGCUCAGAAAAAGCUUGUCUUCAUGCUAUGAUUAUCCAUGCUCAUGUCUGAUUCAUCAGUGUUGUACUAAGAGUCUGUCUAACCCCAGGGGAAUGGAUGUUCAGCAGCAUCCUUUCAUGGUCCCCUUUCUCCCCAUGCACACAGUUGUAGAAACAGACUGUUCCCUGCCUGCAGGAACUGCUGCUGCCUGUACAGAAGUGGCCACAUGUGGCUCUAAGAGUACACAGGACAGUGGUGUGGACUUUAAGCAGACUUUUUUUUCUGGAUUAAAAAAAAAAAAAAAGAUUCCCAAAGCCAAGUCUAAACUGAAAUUUGUAACCUACUUUUUAUUGUAAAAAAAAGCUUCAUGGUUAUGCUUGUAAUAAAUUAUUUACAAAAGUAAAGGAACAGCAGUAGCGAAGAAGGUAGCACCUUAUCUAGCCCUUCAGCCAUAGGCAGGGUGUUCUGCUGCACUUGCUGGGCCAUGCGCUGCCUACUGCCCUGCCUGUCCCUCAGAACAGGACCAGCUCUUUGUCCAGCUCCAUGGCUGCAGAAGGCCUCAAGACAUGCAGGAGGGUGGCUCCCAGCUCUGGGUCAAGUUCUUAACAGGUGGCCAGUAGCUGGGGGAGAGGGUGAAUAGCAUUAGACCUGCUCAUGUUCCUCGAAGGCCAGAGCAUCCUGCUGCUUCUCAAAAGUGCAGGUUUGUGGGAAACUUCAACACCUGCCUCUUUGCUGUGCUUGAUAAUUUCCCUCAAGACCAAGCAUUAAGCAGUGGAAGCGAGACUGUGCGAGAGCAGUGUUUAAUGUUGCUGAGAAAGAUGGAGCCUGCAGCCCAGGUGAGGGAGGACAUGGCUAUAGCAGUGGUUGAGCAGCAGCUGUCCUCCACCACUCCCAAAUGCAUUACAAAAGUGAACUGAGUGUGUCACAGGCCCAGCAGCCAGCACCAGCACAGGAACAGUGCCCAAGAAAGGCUACAUGGGCUGGGAGAAGGGGAAGGCAGGGAAUCACAACACACCAGUUGUAUAUUUCCAAGGCUUUGGUCAGGGUAUUGUGGGAUCGCACCAAGCAGGAACUGCCAGGCCAUGGAGAUCACCUCCAAGGGAUCCUCCUGGAGAACAUGGAGAAGUGACACAGCCAGUCAGAGCCAAGCACAAUGUCACUUUCAGCUCUCGGUCCCUGCCUUCAGAAGUGAAAACAGGAACCGCUAAGCCACACCUAGGGGCUGUUCACAAGUUAAGCAGAUCAAUACAGCCACCCUGAGAUCCUGUACAAGUAAGGCAGUUUUGGGCAGCAGCUUCUCUCAGCCCUAAGGCCUGAGCAAGCUGCCUGCCUGCCAAAGCAGUUGCACAAGCUCCCUUUGCCUUGUAUGGGAAGGUGGGAAGAAGGGGGAUGCUGCAAGUGGCAGGAGAAGGGAUAAAGAAUAGGAUUCGUGGUUCUCUUUCAAGACAAAAAAAAAAAA
Molecule: messenger RNA, 3880 nt
Organism: Strigops habroptila (Kakapo)
Lineage: Eukaryota; Metazoa; Chordata; Aves; Psittaciformes; Psittacidae
Product: zinc finger protein 276-like
Exons: 11
Coding region: 547-2331 (594 amino acids)
Biological process (GO): regulation of transcription by RNA polymerase II
Cellular component (GO): nucleus
Molecular function (GO): DNA-binding transcription factor activity, RNA polymerase II-specific; RNA polymerase II cis-regulatory region sequence-specific DNA binding; zinc ion binding
Source: RefSeq, a predicted model, not a curated record